AAUAGAAUUGAAGGACAGGGGACAUGAAAUCAGACCAUUGAUAAUUAUUGUAACGGAAACCAAAACCAUGAAAAAUAGUCCAAAAAAUCUUACCUACAUGAUAAAUUUUAUAGAAUAAUUCUGCCGAAUAAAAUAAAUUGUAAUAUUUACGACAUAAAUGUAAAUUAUAUAAAAUGAAGUUUUAAAACAGGAUGUGUACGCAAUGGCUGUGAUGCAACGAGACGAUAAGUUGUACCCUGCAUGUGUGUAAACCGUAGAAGUGGUAUUGUAACUAUAUUUGGCAUUGUCCAGUGUAAGGUACAGCUAACGAAAACCGUGCAUCUUUCCUUCCCGUAUGGCUGCAUUUGUUAAUCGUACAAUAUCCAUGAUGGCUGGUGAUGGGCCCCACAAUGUCGUCAUGAACAAUGGGACUGUGCGUGUCAACAUGUCCAACGUGGACUCACCGCUGCAGAUAUUUGUGAGGGCCAAGAAGAAGAUCAAUGACAUAUUUGUUGAGAUUGACGAUUAUGUUAAAGAUGCCGUUAUUUUUAUGCACGCUGUAUCAGGAGAUAAUGGUAUUGCAACACCUCAGGAUGUUACCAAUGUGGAGUCAUAUGUAUGUAAAGUGCAGGCUAUUAGGGAGGUUCUCAAACGAGAUCACAUGAAAGUUGCAUUCUUCGGCAGAACAAGCAAUGGAAAGAGCACAGUGAUUAAUGCGAUGUUGCACGACAAGAUCCUACCCAGUGGUAUCGGCCAUACCACCAAUUGCUUCCUGCAGGUGGAAGGCUCAGACACGGACGAGGCCUUCAUGAGGACUGAGGGCUCCGAGGAGAAAUUGAACGUUCAGUCAGUGAGUCAGCUGGGGCAUGCUCUGUGUGCUUCCCGUCUCCAGGAGUGUUCGCUGGUUCACGUCCAUUGGCCUCGUGAGCUGUGCGCCCUGCUGAGGGAUGACGUUGUUCUCGUGGACUCGCCCGGAGUGGAUGUCACUCCCAACUUGGAUGAGUGGAUCGACAAGUACUGUCUUGAUGCUGAUGUCUUCGUGCUGGUCGCUAACGCUGAGUCCACACUGAUGGUCACUGAGAAGAAUUUCUUCCACAAAGUGUCUACGAAAAUAUCGCAACCUAAUAUUUUCAUAUUAAACAAUCGAUGGGACGCCUCGGCCUCGGAGCCGGAAUAUUUGGAACAGGUCCGCAGUCAGCACGCAACCCGUUGCGUGGACUUCCUGUCUCGCGAGCUACGUGUGUGCUCCCCCAAGGAGGCUGAGGAACGUAUCUUCUUCAUCUCAGCCAAGGAGGCGCUCCUCACACGGAUGAGGGAAAGGGAGAAGCCCGUGUCCUCUCCUAUCCUGGCGGAGGGUCACCAGGUCCGCUACUUCGAGUUCGUGGACUUCGAACGCAAAUUCGAGGAAUGCAUUAGUCAGUCGGCCGUCCGCACAAAAUUCGCCCAGCACAGCAGGCGAGGGAAAAACAUUGCCGGUGACGUCAUGGCACAACUAGAACAGGUCUAUGGCACCGCUACGGCCCAAAAGGCGGCCAAAGUUGAGAAGCAGCGUAUACUCCAGGAACAGUUGUCCUCGGUCGAGGAGCAGCUCACGGCCAUCACCAGGCAGAUGAAGGAGAAGAUUGGACGCAUGGUGGAGAGUGUUGAACAUAAGGUUUCACUGACCCUGAGCCAGGAGAUCCGUCGUCUGUCGGCGCUGGUGGACGAGUACGAAGCGCCGUUCCGGACGGAGCGCUCCGCCCUGGAGCAGUACAAGCGCUCUCUCCACAGACACGUGGAGGCCGGCCUUGGCUCCCGACUCAAGAAGCGACUGUCCGCAGACAUCGGCCACGAGAUGGACACCGCGCAGAAAGAUAUGGCGGAGCGCAUGUACAGCAUCCUGCCGGCCCACAAGCGCGCGGCGGCCGCGUCGUGUAUAAUCCCUCACCAGCAGCCCUUCGAGGUCCUGUACCGUCUGAACUGCGACAACCUGUGCGCCGACUUCAACGAGGACCUCACGUUCCGCUUCUCGUACGGCAUCACUGCCCUCAUCCAGAGGUUCCAGGGCAGGAACACUAACAAGAUCGCCCUGAAGAAUCCGCCCAUGCACACGCAGAUCCCGCCGACUGUGGGUCCUCCCGCGCCGUCUAUGGAGGUGUCUCGUGUGAGCAACGGCGGUUCCAUGGGCCCUCUGUCGGCCGAGGAGUGGGGCAUGGUGUCGAAGUUCGCCCUCGGAGCUCUCACGUCACAGGGGACUAUGGGCGGGUUGCUGUUGUCCGGACUUCUGUUAAAGACGGUCGGUUGGCGCGUGGUGGCGUUGACGGGGGUGAUCUACGGCGCCCUGUACGCCUACGAGCGUCUCACCUGGACCACCUCCGCCCAGCAGCGGCUGUUCAAGAGGCAGUACGUCUCGCACGCCACGCGCAAGCUCAGGCUCAUAGUGGACCUCACCUCCGCCAACUGCUCGCAUCAAGUCCAGCAGGAGCUAUCGACGAUGUUCGCGCGCCUGUGCCGGCUGGUGGACGAGGCGACCACCGAAAUGGACGAGGAGCUGAAGGAGGUGAAGGAGGCCAUCAAGAUGUUAGAAGACGCCUCCACCUCCGCCAAGAAGCUGAGGAACAAGGCCAACUACCUGUCGCACGAGCUCGACCUGUUCGAAGACGCCUUCCUCAAACAUUAACCCGGGCACGACGUGUCCACGUUUGUCGCGGGAUGGUUUUCGCACGGCGGCAGCUGACUGCCGCGAGGUGUGCAGUCCCGAGGCGUCGCUUGCGGCACAUGUGAUACGUUCUAAUAGCCACUGUACAUAGACAUUAUAAUAUAUAGUUCUACAUAACUGAGUCACUAGCGACAUCUGUCGGCGAGCGGCAGUAGCCAUAACUUACCGGUAGGUUUGUUGUGAGCGCGGGCGGGGACUGCACCGUGUGGAUGUUUUAUUUAUUUGUGUUAUGUGUUAUAUCCUUGUUAUGAGCGUGUAUCCCGCGGCUGUGAGAGCUGUAUGAGCGGCGCCGUCCGAUGGUAUGAUCGUAUGAGAGCCGAGAUAAAUCGGACUUUAACUACCCUGGCGACCUCUAUCCGCUCGCUAAGUAUCGUUUAUAAGAUUUGCUCCCGGAAAUGUGGGAACGACGUGUAAUGUAUUGUGAGACGUUGUUAUCUUGGUUCUGUUACGUUGUAUUGUUUCGUUACUGACAGGACUCCUGGUGCGCUGAACGCAUAUUACGAAUAUGUAUUUCCAGCUGCCCCUACUAACGGCCGUCUCUAUGAUGACACCGCAACCGUCACAGUCGAGUUCUCGUAGUAGACGUUACGUGCUAGGAGACUCGCUGCCCACAGUAUGAGCGUGUACGGAAUCCCUAUUUGUAUAUUUAUUCUUGUAUAGUGUAUUUGUAAAUUAGUUUAGUCGUUGUUUCAUUUGUUUAUCGGCUUUUAAAGUUUAUUAUGCCGGCGGGAGUUGUGGCCGGCGAUGGCGGCUGUAGUCAGAUGUCUAUAUAUGUAUGUGGAGAUUUUAUGAAAUGUACUAAGUAAUGAACCGUGCUGCGAUCCGUUCCAGCUGCAGCUGGGACUCCGCGGCCGCUGCGGAUGCGGUCCCGGUGAAUAUAUUUUAGUUGUCUGUCCGCCGCUGAUGGCGCUCCCGGCGGCGUCCUGCACGGACAAAGAGCUCCACGUCCUCGCAAGGUUUGCGAGAGACGCCUCUGUUACUGAUAUUUAUAUUAAGUUUAUAGAACUCUCGGCCUCCAAAAUAGUUACCAACGAUAUGGACGGGUACUUGAUCUGUAAGCGCUGAUAUCAUUACCGUAUGAAAAAUUCAAAUUUCGUUAUUUUAAAAAUAACUCCAGCUGUAACAUAUUACCUCUCUAAAUUUGUCCAAAAUUAUUUUCAGGUCAAUGUACUGUCUGUGUUUAUUUAGGCCGUCAGUAGACAUUCAAGGUUCGCGUUGAUGUAAUUCGCCUAACAACUCGUGAAUAACUCGUGCUGUAGAAUAAUAAUCGUAUGUUGAAUGGAUAUUCGGAAUUAUGAUUAAAAAUCUUGUAUAAAUAAAAAAAAAAAACAUUUCUUUACGUUAUGUUUAAAUGUGACAUUGCAUGGUACUAAUACAUUGUUUAUAUUAUUUAAAUUGAAAAUAUCAUUUGCUUAUUGCGCCGGUCUGUGUGGAGCCGUAUCUCUUUGAGAUCCCCUAAUAUGAACUAUUAAGUUUUAAAUUUGUACCUAAAACGCGUUAUGGCAGAGAGUAGCGAGCAUUCCUCACAUGUACUCGCGCGAUGUCCGCUUCACCCGGACAGACAUUACAAGGCCGUACAAGUUUAUAUUCCGUUGUCAAAUGUAAUUAGUGACGCGUAAUUAGGUGAAUUUUCUUAUGGAAAUAAAUAAAGGUUCCCUUUAUA
Messenger RNA from Danaus plexippus (monarch butterfly), 4340 nucleotides. It is a transcript of the gene Marf, whose product is annotated as transmembrane GTPase Marf. The coding region runs from base 335 to 2638 and encodes 767 amino acids. NCBI's taxonomy places the organism in Eukaryota, Metazoa, Arthropoda, Insecta, Lepidoptera, Nymphalidae. The record is from RefSeq and is a predicted model, not a curated record. The transcript is spliced from 16 exons. Gene Ontology annotation, molecular function: GTP binding; GTPase activity. Gene Ontology annotation, biological process: mitochondrial fusion; mitochondrion localization. Gene Ontology annotation, cellular component: mitochondrial outer membrane.